Oldenlandia corymbosa var. corymbosa is the source of this 192-nucleotide messenger RNA. Lineage: Eukaryota; Viridiplantae; Streptophyta; Magnoliopsida; Gentianales; Rubiaceae. The record is from the annotation of a GenBank genome assembly.
AUGGAAGCUUGUCAGAUAGUGGGUAUGGUGAUCUUAGCUGUAGCUGGAGCAAUUGUGGUAAUUAUUACGGUGGCUGUCGCUGUUGGCCGGCUUGGAAGUGAAAAGGAGAUGCCACCAUCCCAUUCCCAUCAUUCCGAUGUCGAGAAACGCCGUCAAAAUGCAACGCGACCACGAGGGAUAGUAGUGCAUUGA